This is a messenger RNA of Endocarpon pusillum Z07020, 1314 nucleotides long. RefSeq lists its product as uncharacterized. Gene Ontology annotation, cellular component: endoplasmic reticulum. Gene Ontology annotation, molecular function: calcium ion binding. Gene Ontology annotation, biological process: endoplasmic reticulum calcium ion homeostasis. NCBI's taxonomy places the organism in Eukaryota, Fungi, Ascomycota, Eurotiomycetes, Verrucariales, Verrucariaceae. The transcript has 2 exons. The record is from RefSeq and is a predicted model, not a curated record. The coding region runs from base 1 to 1314 and encodes 437 amino acids.
AUGUCUUUCCUGAAGAAUAUCCUGGGUCAGAAACCGGCGCAAGAACCUCUUCCGUCAGUAGACUCUGAUUUCGCAGACUUUGCAGGUGCGCCGUCGCCGUCUCCAGUCUCUGUACCCUCCGCAAGCUCUCCUCUGCCCGCGCAGCCUACUGGCUUCCGAGGAGGCCCAGUCCCAUAUACGAAAUGGUAUCGGGUAUGGGAACGGACUCAGUUAUCGGACUUCAAGGGCGAACUAAUCCUUUUGCCGUUCCUCAUCCUUGCUGUUCUCGUCCAUCUCUGGGGCACAAGGACCAAUAGGAGGAAGUCGAAGCAGUGGAUGGCUGCUCAUGCGCCAGUGCUCAACUCUGAAUUUGCGCUGGUUGGAUAUGACAGCAAAUCCCCUCAAAUCGAGGGUAUUACGGCUGACAAUCUCCCUGCGGAACUGUUGAAAGAGAAGACGGCGCAAGAUUUUCAAUCAUAUGCUACAGGCAGGCAGAACGUUGCAUGGGUUGAUUUGCAGCUCCGGCUUUUCAGGUUAUCCAAUCCUCCCCUGAUGGGAGCAGAAUGGCUUGUGUCUCUCUUCUUCGAGAGCUAUCCAGCUCCAAGGCAGGUAACGGAGGCCGUCAUGUAUACAUUUGACGGUAGUGAGAAGAAAUUCGUCCUCCCAGGUGUUCCAGGGUCUAACGAAGGGGCUCCGAAGCCAGGGAAUUCGGCCUAUGAUGGCUUUGUCUUUGCUAUUGUCAACAAGACUGCCAUGCGACAUCUACGUGACGAACGCUACGACGUCUCUUUGACCUAUACCAAAGACCAUACAAAACUACCUGCCUGGGCAACCGUCAUGAGUGAAAGUGCAGAGGUCACAGAAACAAUGUUGACAAAGGAGCUUAUCGCAGCUAUCGAAACAGCUGGUGAAGCAUUGGAGUAUCUCAUUGUGACUGACCAGCCAACCGACAAGCCAACCAAGCUGGAGGAGGCUGUUCCAAGGAAGCGACUUUAUCUGUGUACGAAAGUGCCACCUGGUUCCGAUUAUUCCAGUACUCUUCCGCUCUUCCAGGCUUUCCUGCGUCUGCCCGAUCAUCUGGCCCAGAAUGCCCACUUCCGGCCUGAAAUCCUGAGGAAGUUGAAUCAAACCCGCGAAGCAGAAAUCAAGAAGCUAAAACGAGUUAGUGAUGAGGAGGGAGAGGAGGAGAGGAAACGUUUGGCAGAGAAGGUGAAGAAGGAAGAGCGGGAUCGGAAGAUGAGAGGCAUGACAGCGGAGGAACAGAGGAAAUUUCUCGAGAAGGAGAGCGAUCGAAAGCGGAAGAAAGACGAGAAGAGGAUGACCAGGAAAGGAUAG